AUGGGCAUCGAGAAUUUUGACAAGGGAGCUUGGGUCGAAGCAGUCAGUAAGCUCUCUACUCGGGCAUGGAUUGCGAACUCCACGGUCGACGACAUGUUCCGGCAACUCGGGGGGCUCGGGGACGCCGACCCAUCGACCACAGCCAUCAAGUACAUAAGCCUCCUGGCCUGCUUUAUCCUGGCCUUCAUAUUUUUCCUCCAGUCAGCUAGGCACUUCAUCCACGCAAACUUUCUCAUCAGCACACAAAAAAGUGAUAGCACCGGCGAGGAGGCUGUGAAGCAGAACGCGAAGGUGGUCAUCAAAAGGGGCGGUGAGUUUCUGUCACUCGGGCUUAGGGCAAUCUACUUUGCUCUUGCUUUGCUCCUCUGGUUCUUCGGUCCGGUGCCCAUGUUCGUCGCGUCCGCCAUUUUAGUGAAGAUUCUGUAUCACCAUGACUUCCUCUCCAUCCCCUUGGCGAGACCCCAACAACCAAAAACCAGAUCAGGAGGAGUUCAGUAG
Messenger RNA from Eucalyptus grandis, 498 nucleotides. RefSeq lists its product as uncharacterized. The record is from RefSeq and is a predicted model, not a curated record. Lineage: Eukaryota; Viridiplantae; Streptophyta; Magnoliopsida; Myrtales; Myrtaceae. The transcript is spliced from 2 exons. The coding region runs from base 1 to 498 and encodes 165 amino acids.